CUACAGUACUUUAUGUAUACAAUGAAACAUAUGUUCUCGGAAUCCAAUAGUCAUUUAUGAGAUAAAGCGAGGAUAUCAGAGAGAAUGUUCAAUCAGUUGUUUACAUUGUUAGCUGAACAGGCCCCUUAAUACUGCGUAUAAGGUUGAAUAAAAAAGUAUUUGAAAUGUAUUUAGUUUUAAAAGGAUUACAGCUGAGGUUCGUCAUUGGUUUACUUAUUAGUUUUCAACACGUCGUUACAGCAGACCAUUCUAGCGGGGCGAGUGAAGUUUGGAGCGAAUCGACAAAACCAACACGAUUGGUGAACAUCUUGUACCAAAUGUGUUUAAAUGAAGUUCCCAUUUACGUAAACGCUACUGUGAAGCCGAGUGACUCGUCUCUACCACAUCAGUUCAACCUUACUGUCAAACGAGUGGAGAAAUAUAGUUUCUUGGUUGAAAUAUUGCGCACAGAUCUCGACUCUGGAUGGGAAAACAUUUUACUUACAAUUAACUGGAAGGCAUACCCACCGAAAGAAAUAAAAACCUGCCGCCAACUAUACGAUUUCGGCUACAGAAGAAAUGGCUUGUACAAUAUUUACUUGGACGGAAGCACUAAGUUGGAAGUUUAUUGUGACUUGGAAAAUCUCGAUGGCGGGUGGACGGUGAUUCAACGCAGAGUAGACAACCGAACAGACUUUAAUCGAAAUUGGAUUGAUUAUAAAACUGGAUUUGGAAACAGAAGGGCGAGUUUUUGGAUCGGGUUGGAAAAUAUACGAGCAUUGACAAAGAAUGGAGACAACGAACUUCGGAUAGACAUAACUACUUGUAACAAUACAAAGAUCGUGGCUGAAUAUUCGAAUUUUAUGGUUGGACCAGAAAACGACAGGUACAGGUUAUACCUCAGCGGCAUUACAGAAGAAGGAGAAUGCGGUUUCGUGGGUGGAUCGAGUGUUCGUUGGCCAUGUGGAAACACAAAUAUUUCUCAAAAUUUAUGCGAAAUGAAUCCAAAAGGUUGCUGCUAUGAUUCAAGCGUUUUAAUCGGCCAACGUUGCUUUCAUACAAGAGUUGCAGACUUUUCUCGCGGAAGUAAUGAAGUUUGGAGUGAAUCGACCAAACCAACACGAUUGGUGAACAUCUUGUACCAAAUGUGUUUAAAUGAAGUUCCUAUUUACGUGAAAGCUACUGUGAAGCCGAGUGACUCGUCUCUACCACAUCAAUUCAACCUUACUGUCAAACGAGUGGAGAAAUAUAGUUUCUUGGUUGAAAUAUUGCGCACAGAUCUCGACUCUGGAUGGGAAAACAUUUUACUCACAGUACAUUGGACGGCAUACAUGAAAGCAGAAAACUGCUACCAGCUAUAUAGUUUCGGCCACAGAAGAAAUGGCUUGUACAAUAUUUACUUGAACAGAAGCACUAAUUUGGAAGUUUAUUGUGACUUGGAAAAUCGCGAUGGCGGGUGGACGGUGAUUCAGCGCAAUAUGGAUAAUCGAACAGAUUUUGAUCGAGUGUGGGUAGAUUAUAAAACUGGAUUUGGAAACAAGCUUGCCAGCUUUUGGAUUGGGUUGGAAAAUAUACGAGAAAUGACAAAGAAUGGAGACAACGAACUUCGGAUAGACAUUACAACUUGUGACAACACAAAGAUCGUCGCUGAAUAUUCAAAUUUCAUGGUUGGGCCAGAAAGCGACCGAUACAGACUUAACAUCAGCGGUUUUAGAGAAGCUGAAGAAUGUGGUUUUAAUACAAGAAAUCGCUGGCGCUGUCCAAAAUCUAUUAAUGUGUCUCAAACCAGAUGCGAACAGUUAUCAGCAGGAUGUUGCUCUGAUUCGAGUGUAGCAGGCGAGGAACGUUGUUUCUUCACGAACGAUGCAAUGCGGUUUUGUAAUGGUUACCGAUUUUCAACAAAAGACGUUGUAACAAAGAAAAAAUGUCCAAAUUCAAGAAAGGCGGGGUGGUGGUUUAACUUCUGUACAUUUGCUAAUCUGAACGGUAAUUACGACCCAUGUAAAGUUGGGACAAGAUAUUCUCACUGGCGUAGAAAAAUUCAUGCGAGUGGUCGUAAAGGCUUAAGGUUUACUGAGAUGAAAAUACGACCGCGGAGAAAUUAUUAACUUUUUAUAACCUGUUCAACAACUUUCUCGUUUUCAAAGUUUUUGUUUCAACUGAUUUAGUUAAAUAUUUAGCAUAUGUA
Molecule: messenger RNA, 2167 nt
Organism: Ciona intestinalis (vase tunicate)
Lineage: Eukaryota; Metazoa; Chordata; Ascidiacea; Phlebobranchia; Cionidae
Source: RefSeq, a predicted model, not a curated record